Messenger RNA from Schistosoma spindalis, 838 nucleotides. NCBI's taxonomy places the organism in Eukaryota, Metazoa, Platyhelminthes, Trematoda, Strigeidida, Schistosomatidae. The record is from the annotation of a GenBank genome assembly.
AUGGCAUGUGCUACACUUAAACGAACCAAUAACUUUGACAUCAUGGAAGCCACUUGUUCUAAAAGAAGGCGAUACCAAGCUUUAACUCGGAACUGCAACACAGAAGCAGCAGCGUCAGAAUCCCCAUUCAUCCCGAAGGAGUUAUCAACCCAAACUCAAUUAAAACGGCGCAUCAAGGAGGAAAUUAAACGUCUACAACGACGUCGUUUGAUACCACGAUUUCUUGGAAGUCCCACCCCGACAAUAACUACGACAUUCGCCGGUCAUGUAAAAGAUGAAAACGUGGUUGCUUCAUGCAGUGGUAGCUUUCGAUCAAUGGCAUUGCGGUCACCUACUUCAGAUAGUCAAGACUCAGAUAGUGACCAGUCACCUUUGCGUACCAGUGAACCGAUAUUCCAAACACUUGAGAAUGUCUCAGUUGGCUCCUCACAAUCAUCCUUGAAACCUACACAUACCAUCGACUCAAUGCCGAUCUUCACCUUACCCCAGGUUACAGCUCUUUGUGAGCGCUUAAUCAAAGAACGAGAAGCAGAGUUACGAGAAGAGUAUGACAGUAUAUUAUCUUGUAAACUAGCAGAGCAGUAUGAAGCAUUUCUGAAGUUCAAUCAUGAUCAACUCUACAGUCGAUUUCAAAACUCCCCAAUGAGUUAAAAUUAUUGUUGAAGUGUUGUGUCAGUCGUCUGGUUUAUUCAGUUCACAUGGAUCCCAUUCGCACAAAGAGAAUCUCCCAAUCGUUCAGAAUUUAAAAAUACAAAACCUUACUUCAAGCCACAACGUAGAAACUGGAUUGAUAAAAAAUUUCAAAACAAUGCACAAGAAUAAUGGAGAAAUAUAGUUC